Molecule: messenger RNA, 2085 nt
Organism: Ceratotherium simum simum (southern white rhinoceros)
Lineage: Eukaryota; Metazoa; Chordata; Mammalia; Perissodactyla; Rhinocerotidae
Gene: FLVCR1
Product: FLVCR choline and heme transporter 1
Biological process (GO): mitochondrial transport; transmembrane transport; heme export
Cellular component (GO): membrane; mitochondrion
Molecular function (GO): heme binding; heme transmembrane transporter activity
Source: RefSeq, a predicted model, not a curated record
UGGUGUGCGUUUCGCGGGCCACACCCGGCCUCCCUCGGCGAGGGAAAGUGUCUCAGGAGCGGUGGGCCAACGGCUAGGGGUUGGGGUGCAGGGAGGGCCUCAGGUCCUGGGCCGGGCGUGCAGGGCGGGGGAGGAGAGCGGGGCGCGAGGCGGCGCCGGGUGCCCGGGGACAUGGCGCGGCCGGAUGAUGAGGAGGGGGCAGCGGUGGCGGCCGGGCACCCGCCCGCGAAAGGCUACCUCCUGGUCCCGGGGGACGCGCCCGCCGACAAGGUGAGCGCGGAGCUGCAGAACGGGCUCAAAGCCGGCUGCCUGGCGCUGAAUGGGGUUCCUCGGGACAGCCCCGCGGCCGUCUUGGGAGCCCUGGGCAGGCCGCAGUCUCCGCCGGGCCCGGAGGAGGAGACCCAGGUCCGGCUGCUGCCCACGGGCCCCGGGGAGAAGACCCCAGGGCCCGAGGGCGCCCAGGUGGCCCGGACGGCGCUCUCCGCGCGGCGCUUUGUGGUGCUCCUGAUCUUCAGCCUGUACUCGCUGGUGAACGCCUUUCAAUGGAUCCAGUACAGCAUCAUCAGCAACAUCUUCGAGGGUUUCUACAGCGUCUCCUCGCUGCACAUCGACUGGCUGUCCAUGGUGUACAUGCUGGCCUACGUGCCCCUCAUCUUCCCGGCCACCUGGCUGCUGGACACCAGAGGCCUGCGGGUCACCGCCCUGCUGGGCUCCGGCCUCAACUGCCUGGGCGCCUGGGUCAAGUGCUGCAGUGUGCAGCAGCAUCUCUUCUGGGUCACCAUGCUGGGUCAGUGCCUGUGCUCCGUGGCGCAGGUGUUCAUCCUCGGUUUACCUUCCCGCAUCGCAUCAGUGUGGUUUGGGCCCAAGGAGGUCUCCACAGCUUGUGCCACCGCCGUGCUAGGCAAUCAGCUUGGAACUGCAGUUGGCUUUUUGCUACCACCAGUCUUAGUGCCCAACACACAGAAUAACACAGAUCUCCUGGCUUGUAAUAUCAGUACCAUGUUUUAUGGAACAUCAGCUGUUGCCACACUUUUAUUUAUUUUAACAGUAAUUGCAUUCAAAGAAAAACCUCGGUAUCCACCAAGUCAGGCUCAAGCAGCGAUCCAAGACAGUUCCCCUGAAAAGUACUCCUAUAAGAAGUCAAUAAGGAACCUAUUUAAAAACAUUCCUUUUGUUCUUCUACUGAUAACGUAUGGUAUCAUGACUGGAGCAUUUUAUUCAGUCUCAACAUUAUUAAAUCAAAUGAUACUGACAUAUUAUGAGGGAGAAGAGGUGAAUGCUGGAAGGAUUGGGCUGACACUGGUAGUAGCUGGAAUGGUGGGCUCCAUUCUUUGUGGCUUAUGGCUGGAUUAUACCAAAACAUACAAACAGACUACUCUGACAGUUUACAUUUUGUCUUUUGUUGGAAUGGUUAUAUUUACUUGCACAUUGGACCUUGGAUACAUUAUCAUCGUGUUUAUUACUGGAGGGGUGCUUGGUUUCUUCAUGACUGGUUACCUCCCCUUGGGUUUCGAAUUUGCUGUUGAAAUCACUUACCCAGAAUCUGAAGGUACUUCCUCUGGUCUUCUUAAUGCUGCUGCGCAGACAUUUGGAAUUUUAUUCACAUUGGUUCAAGGAAUGCUCACAUCAAACUAUGGUCCUAAGGCAGGAAACAUUUUCCUCUGUGUUUGGAUGUUUAUAGGCAGCAUUUUAACAGCAUUAAUCAAGUCUGAUCUGAGAAGACACAAUAUAAAUAUAGGAAUUGCAAAUGGCGAUAUUAAAGCUGUACCAGUUGAUAGUCCCACAGAUCAAGAAUCAAAAACUAUUAUGAUGUCUAAGUCGUCAGAAUCAGCAAUUUAAGGUGAAAGGAAAAGUUAAUAUCAUGUGAUAAUUGAGCAGUAAGGCUUGGUUUAUAGAUUAUGGGGCAUGGACACUUAGUUGAAAAUUAUUAUUAUAUGACUCCUAAAUGUUAUUACUGUUUUGCUUAAUUGUUAAUUUAAGCAAUAUCUUACUAAAAAUAUUUUCACUUACAUCGUUUUAACACUACCAUUUAUAUAAUGAAUGUCCCAUUUUUAGUGUUAAAUUGUCGAUCUGAAAGUAAGCUUC